This is a messenger RNA of Haliotis rubra (blacklip abalone), 1266 nucleotides long. RefSeq lists its product as uncharacterized. The record is from RefSeq and is a predicted model, not a curated record. Lineage: Eukaryota; Metazoa; Mollusca; Gastropoda; Lepetellida; Haliotidae.
AUGGAUACCGAUGCUGCUGUUAGUGAGCUCCAACCACGCCCAUGGGGAGAAGGUCCAGCCCUGUGGGUAGACGAGAGCACUGGCGAGGUGACGGAGCCCGGACUCCAGGAAGCCUAUGACCUGGAUGCUCCGUUUAUCCUCGCACGGGACCAACCUUUUCGGAUGAAUUUAGUGUUCGGUGUCAUCCUACGGCACGUGGAGAGACGCUAUCGCUAUUUCCAUCCUUACGCUGUCGAUCCUCUCUUUACUAGUCCUCUCUAUAUCACCGAGUUGGAGGAUCUCGAACGGUUACACCAGAGACUGGAAAGCUUAGAUGUCAUGUCUUUACUCCUCAAACAACGCCCCGAUACCAAAUGGAAACCUGUUUUGAAUACCAAUUGUUUGGCAUUGCAUCGAGAUCCUUCAAGUCGGGGUGCUUUAGAAAAGCCUAUCAAAGCUCUUUACUAUCAGUGGGUCAUGUACUGUCGGGACCAUCAUCUCCACUCUUUCUAUAAGAUUGGUCCCGAAGAGUAUAAAGGUCUCGACCCAGCUCUCUUACCUCACUUUGAAGCCUGUUUCCGUGUGAAUGUGAGCGUGUUCACUCUUGACGUGACAGGAGUAGCUCAACUCGUGUAUAAAUCUCGAGGGUUGUAUCAGGAACACAUGCAUUUAAAUCAAUUCGAAAAUCAUUUGUCCCUCAUCACCGACAUGACCAUCUAUUGUAAACGCUACCAGUGUCCCAUGUGCGAACGUCUCUUCAGGCGUCAAAACAAAUGCAACGAACACCAACGUCGUUGCACAGGUCAAACGACUUUGUGGUUCCCGGGUGACAACCACCCCACCCAAGGUAAACCUACUCGCACACAUUCUACACCCGAGACUAAGUGGAGAAAGCGUGUGAGCGAUCACUGCGGGAAGCUUCUGGGAUACUGUUCUCAAGUCCCCGUCCUCGGAUUUAAUUCAGCUCGUUACGACCUGAAUAUCAUUAAGGAGAAACUUCCCAAACAUCUCUCUCUCGACGACGAAUCUCAGGCUUUCAACGUCAAGAAAAACAAUGCUUAUUUGUGUCAAAGUAAUCAAAGUUUCCAAUUUCUUGAUGUCAUGCAAUAUCUCUCCCCCGGAACGAGUUAUUCUCAGUUUUUGAAAGCGUUUGGAGUGCAAGAAAAAGGGAUUUUCCCGUACGAGUAUCUUGACACCCCGGAAAAGCUAAACGAAACUCGACUUCCCCCUCUGGGUGAGGCGUGGUAUUCCAGUCUCAAACAGAAGUCCGUCCUAGAUGUCUGCUAG